GAGAGGAGGAGAGGAGACGGUUAGACCACUGCCUGCUCCUGGAGAGAGAGAGAGAGAGAGAGAGAGGAGAAGGUUAGAAUGCCGGCUCCCUGUGAGAGAGAGGGGACCCUGUCAGGGGGAUGGCUCCACCACAGAACGGACAUUUAGCACCACCACUACUACCAGCACCUUGAGGAGCAUAGGAGAACUAAGGCUAUUAAGUACUCAGACACUGGACCACUGGAGUACCCAGACACUGGACCACUGGAGUACCCAGACACUGGACCACUGGAGUACUCAGACACUGGAUCACUGGAGUACCCAGACACUGGACCACUGGAAUACCCAGACACUGGACCACUGUAGUACUCAGACACUGGACCACCCAGACACUGGACCACUGGAGUACCCAGACACUGGACCACUGGAGUACCCAGACACUGGACCACUGUAGUACUCAGACACUGGACCACUGGAGUACCCAGACACUGGACCACUGUAGUACUCAGACACUGGACCACUGGAGUACCCAGACACUGGACCACUGGAAUACCCAGACACUGGACCACUGGAGUACCCAGACACUGGACCACUGGAGUACCCAGACACUGGACCACUGUAGUACCCAGACACUGGACCUACUGCAGGGUAAGAGCAUGCGUCCAUGAUGAGUGUUCCUCAGCCUGACCCGGAUGAGAUGCCCCCCUCCACCGUCAACCCUGUCACCACCCCCACCCUGAGCCCGACCCCACCAAUCACAGACGAGCUGGAGUGUAAGAUCUGUUACCAGCGUUACAAUGUCCACAACCGCAGGCCCAAGAUCCUGGACUGCCUCCACCGGGUGUGUGCCCGCUGCCUCAACAAGAUCCUGGACACGGGGGACGUCUUGGGCUGCAUUUCCUGCCCCUUCUGCCGACACGAAACAGAGGUCAGCGAAUACGAGGUGUCGGGCCUCCCCGACGACUCCAACGUCAUAUCCUGCCUGGCUGUCAGGGAUAAGUCCUGGAGCUCUGACCAAGAGGUGACCCUCACCCCCAAGAGCCUGUCCUCCACCUCCCCCUUGCUUCACUCCUCCAACUGCCUGGUGAUCACUAUCAUGGAGGUUCAGAGGGACAUGGGGCCCGGGGGCCUGGGAAGCUCAGACCACUUCACAGAGCACAGCCUGGACUCUAUCUCCGUGGGCUCCAACGGGCAGGAGGUUCAGGAAGCCCUGUCCAAGUUGUGUUCGCACGUCCCCAGGAUCCUGGUGUGGCUCCUGGGGCUGUUCUACUUCGGGUCCCUGCCCCUGGGCAUCUACCUGCUGGUGAUCCAGAGGGUGACGCUGGGCAUAGUCUGUGUGAGCCUGGUACCGUCCAGUCUGACUGUGUGUCUGGUCUAUGGGUUCUGCCAGUGUCUCUGCCAGGGCAUGUGUGACUGCUCGUCUAGGGGCUGAUUGACUGACUCAACAAGGUACUGACAGAUGCUGGGUUUGGAGGGAGGGAAAAUACUGGACUGUUGGAAUCAACAUGGUGUCCUUUACUGCCCCAAUCUAGUGACCAGCCGGGUUGGAGGGAGGGAAAAUACUGGACUGUUGGAAUCAACAUGGCGUCCUUUACUGCCCCAAUCUAACAACCAGCCGGGUUGGAGGGAGGGAAAAUACUGGACUGUUGGAAUCAACAUGGUGUCCUUUACUGCCCCAAUCUAGUGACCAGCCGGGUUGGAGGGAGGGAAAAU
Molecule: messenger RNA, 1692 nt
Organism: Oncorhynchus mykiss (rainbow trout)
Lineage: Eukaryota; Metazoa; Chordata; Actinopteri; Salmoniformes; Salmonidae
Product: E3 ubiquitin-protein ligase RNF182
Source: RefSeq, a predicted model, not a curated record